This is a messenger RNA of Symsagittifera roscoffensis, 3690 nucleotides long. RefSeq lists its product as uncharacterized. Gene Ontology annotation, biological process: cell surface receptor signaling pathway via JAK-STAT; regulation of cell population proliferation; defense response. The transcript is spliced from 12 exons. Bases 120 to 2963 code for a protein of 947 amino acids. The record is from RefSeq and is a predicted model, not a curated record. Lineage: Eukaryota; Metazoa; Xenacoelomorpha; Acoela; Convolutidae. Gene Ontology annotation, molecular function: RNA polymerase II cis-regulatory region sequence-specific DNA binding; DNA-binding transcription factor activity, RNA polymerase II-specific.
GUUGUGAUAAACUUAUUAAAUAGAUGUCCUGAUACUGAAUAAAGAGCUUAUAACUUGUCGUUGUUGGGAGAUUACCUCACACCGCAAUUUGAUUUGGACCCGAUUCAUUUGAAAUCUCAAUGGCGACUGAUCAGUGCAUGUCGUUAUGGCCGAGGGUGAAAUCGGUGCUCGUGUCCAAUCGAGAAAACCAGAAGAUGUUGCAAGAUGUCUACAGCAACUACAACAUCCCAAUCGAGAUCAGAGAAAAGUUCCCUACCUUCAUAGAGGAAGUUUUCCUCCCCAAUUUCCCUGAAGAUGGUCCAGGGGGUGAAUUGACACCAUGUCAAUCGUCAAAUGUAGACAGUGACAAUGCACAGAGGCUGCUCGAAUUCAUGAUUGCUGGAGUCUCCGCGGAUCUAAACUCGAGUUCUCAAGGUUCGGAGGAGGCGAUCAUGAUGAAUUUGAAUCUGCAGAGUGUUCUGGACAGACUAAAAGCAUAUCUGGACCAGGAUCCGGAGAUCUUCAAGGCCAGGAUGCAGGCAUGUCUCAAUGAAGAGUUGCGAAUGGUUGCCAUCACAGGCGCAUCUAACGGGGAGGCUGCUUUCAUGAAUGGAAGCGCGACAGAGCUUGUCGAACAAAUAGACGAACAGCAGAAGAACUCCAUCAGUAUACAUAUCACAGAACUACUCAACAGAAUUGCUGCUCGUGUGGACAACGAAGAUGCUAACAUUUCGAUCAUCCAAGAGACCCAGGAACACUUUUUCAACACAGUAGAAAACUAUAAACGUAGAGAAGCCGAAGCCAAAUUGUUCCGGUCUCGCUACGGCGACGGGCUCUCAAUAACCAACUCAGUUGACAACAUGAUGCUGGGAUCCCACCAUCUCAUGGGAGACCUGUCGCAGCCGGGUUCUGUCGUGUCCAUGCACGAAGGUCACAUGUCCGGUCCACAGAGUCCUGUAGACCCGCUGGCUAAUGUGUUGGCGGCUGAAGCUCAAGCUCACACUGACGUCAUAAUGGCAGCAAAGACCAUUCAGAACAACAGAGAAGCUGUGUACAACAGUCUAACUGAUACUGUUGGCAUGAUAGAAGUUUUGAAGAAGCACAUUCUGGUUCAACUGGUCGAGUGGUGUUCGAAACAACAGAGCUAUGCAUUGCCGCUCACUUUCUCCUCAUGUGGUGCAAAUAGUGCCUCCGCUGCAGCCUCAGUCAGCUCCUCCACUCCCGCAACCCCUGCUACCGCAUCCCAAACCACCAGCAUCGCAGCCUCAGCUGCUGUUGCUGUGGGCGCCGGAGCUACCCAAGUUUCAGGAAUGGGCGAUGGUUUCCACUCGAUGCCGGAGUUGUUGGAACAGAAUUUGAACAGAGAUCUGGACAAAUUGCAGUCGUGGUGUGAGAGUCUGUGUGAUAGUGUACUCCGGACUAGACAACAGUGUCGUGAGUUUGUGCUUCUGAAAGAAACGGUGCCACUGCAAGCCACAGACGAUGCUUCCAUGCAGGCACUUCUGGCCAAAGUGAACUUCCUGCUCAAGGACCUGACCGAGAAGACAUUCCUGGUCAACAAGCAGCCCCCUCAAAUCCUCAAGAAAGACUCCAAAUUCAGCGUCAGUGCCAGACACUUAGUGGGGCACAAAUUACUGGCAUACUUGACCCACACUGCUGUGUCCCAGGGAAACACUCUGAACAUGGGCAGUGUGAACAUAGACCUGUAUUACGACUACGUGGCUAAAAACAUAGUGAACGGAGAGGCCCUUCCGAAGAACUCAGCCACCGCCGCCCUACUCACCAACAACCAGGUUAAGAACGAGUCUAGCGCGGCGUCUAAGCAGGCGUGCACAGUAUUUAAAAACUUGGUGCUGACUAAACUGAAGCGGACGGAAAAGCGCAAUGCUCACUACACGGAGAGUGUGAUGGAGGAAAAGUUGCGCUUUAUUGUCCACACGGAAAUGACCUUGACCUCCAGGAGUGACCUGAUGGUACAGGGUCUCUCCUCCGUAUUGGGAAGCAGUCAGCUGCUGAAGGAGAAUGACAGCAUCACAUUCCGACUUACUUCCAUGUCUCUCCCAGUUGUGGCCAUCGUGCACGGAUCCCAGGAGCCCAAGGCGUCUGCAGUUAUCCUGUGGGACAACAAGUUUUCCAAUCAGUUCGUGGACCCCUUCAAAGUGCCCGACUCAGUCCACUGGUAUGAACUGGCAGACCUGUUGAACUCGCGCUUUGUGUUUGGCGGCGAAGUGAAUAGACUGGGAGCGGAAGAUCUCAAGUUCCUAUGCAGCAAGUUAUUUCACAACCAGCCAAUGCCGGAGAACCCGAGCGACAAGCACAACAAGAACCUCGUGAUCACAUGGGCACAGUUUUACAGGGGACUGUCGCCCGGCAAGAACUUCACAUUUUGGGAGUGGUUUUACGAGAUCACAGAACUCAUGCACGAUUCAAACACUAAGACGCCUUUGUACAUCCGGGAGUUGUGGAACAAAAACUACAUCAGAGGCUUCAUUUCGAAGGAGGAAGCGAAAGAUCUUCUCAUGGCCACCCAGCAGCCGGGAACUUUCCUCAUCCGAUUCGCUGAGUCAGAAAAGGCUGCUAUCACCAUAUCAUGGCUGUGCUACUUGCCCGGCUCAGUCACAAUGGAGGUGUUCAAUCUGAAACCGUUCACAGUGCGCGAUCUUCAGACAAGAUCUCUGCCUGACAGAAUUCGUGAUCUGCACGACCUCACCUACCUUUACCCAAAUUGGCCAAAAGAUCACGUUUUCGGUAGCUACUACUCCUCCAAAGACGCACUGCUGGCGCCGAACGUGGACGGGUACGUGAAAACAGAUUUGAUCACAGACAUCCCUUUCAUCGGGGAGCGACUGAAGACUAGCGGAUUCGGCCCUGGGUCCCAAAUUGAUCAUGCGGCCUUGGACAAUAUUUUGGAAAUGCUCGCCACAAAUAGUCCGGAAGCGGAUGACGGAACAAUGGAGUUCACAAGUCCCACCGGCUCUACCUGAUCCAAACCUGAACUCUGAUUACCUCACUUAAAACGCCGCUGAUCUACAAAAUGGUUGUUUAGUCAAUUCUUACUGCGUUGUUCUAUCCGUUUAUUUAUACACACCACACCCUCUCCUUUCCAUUUUCUCAAAGCUGUACAUUAAUUAAUGUAGUUAGAUCUUCAUGAUUGUCUGACAUGACUACCUCUUCGUGUUGUGAUGUGUUGUGCAGCAGCAGCAUCAGUAGCUAAAACUGCUGCUUAUCGGUUGUAAAUAUCAAGUUUUGCGCUUCAUACUAUUUUAGUGUUCGAUUCAUCUUUUUGGGUUUAAAAAUAAAGAUCGAUGACGAUUCGAAAAAAUCAUAUUCAUUAAGGAAUGAGACCCGUAAUCCUUCAAAAAGUCUUGUUUUUGGACUUCAAGCAUAGUAAUUGCUUGGAAAUAUAAUAGCGUCAGCUGUCUUCGCCAAAAGAAAGUAUAGUUAAUAAAUAGCUUGUUUAUUAUCGCGGCUGAUUUACGAUUGGGAUCGAAUGAUUAAUAGGCUACUAAAAUACCGUUCCUCAUUUUUAUCUAAAUUUUUUUAAUAGAGGUAUAACCCGAUAAUUGCUAUAAGCUAUUUUUUCUACGCGAAGACACUCAAUCAGCCCCUGAACUGCUGAAAGCCCUGCGUAUUGCAGAUUUCAAAGUGAAAACUAACGUAAUUUGUAUCUUUUAUAGAAAUCUUAUUUCAAUAAAUUUCUUGAUAAUCUAA